Molecule: messenger RNA, 1227 nt
Organism: Chelmon rostratus (copperband butterflyfish)
Lineage: Eukaryota; Metazoa; Chordata; Actinopteri; Chaetodontiformes; Chaetodontidae
Gene: dpf1
Product: D4, zinc and double PHD fingers family 1
Exons: 12
Coding region: 1-1227 (408 amino acids)
Biological process (GO): nervous system development
Cellular component (GO): nBAF complex
Source: RefSeq, a predicted model, not a curated record
AUGAAUGAAAUUGAAAUAGCUGCUACAUUACAUGUACAAUACCCGGCUCUGCAGUGUUGCAUCCUAUCAUACUAUAUCAAAAUGGCCACAGCGGUACAGAACCCCCUCAAAUCGCAAUCUGGAGGUGCAGUCAUCAAGAACAGUCUUGGUGAGGAGUUCUACAAGGAGGCCAUUGAACACUGUCGCAGCUACAAUGCCCGUCUGUGUGCCGAGCGCUCCAUGCGUCUCCCCUUCCUGGACUCCCAGACCGGCGUAGCCCAGAGCAACUGCUACAUCUGGAUGGAGAAGAACCACCGUGGACCAGGUCAUGCUCCAGGUCAGUUGUACACAUAUCCCGCUCGCUGCUGGCGCAAGAAAAGACGGCUAAACAUCCUGGAGGACCCACGGCUUGUACCGAUCGAGUUCAAGAUCGACUACGAAGCUUCUCUAAAGAAGGAGGGGGGCAUCCCAGACGGUCCUGUGCUGGAGUCGCUGCUCGCCGGGGAAACCCUGGACAAGAAGGUAGAAACCAAGGAAGAAGAGCCAAUGAGCGAGUGUCAGAAGCUGCUGGUCGGGGAUUUCCCUCAUGAGCUGGAAGUGGACGAGAUGGAGGAGGACGUCCCGAAGCGCAAGAACCGUACCAAAGCACGGGCCUACGGUGUCGGGGGCAUGAGGAAGAGACAAGAGCCGCCUGCCAUCGAAGACAGAGACAAGCCUUACGUCUGUGACAUCUGUGGAAAGCGCUAUAAGAACCGCCCAGGGCUGAGUUACCAUUACACUCACACACACCUGGCAGAUGAGGAGGGGGAAGAAGACUCUGAGCGACACACACUACCCUUCCAGCGCAAGAACAACCACAAGCCCAAGAAAGCACCAGACGGCUCAGUGAUCGCCAACGGCUACUGCGACUUCUGCCUCGGAGGCUCAAAGAAGACCGGCUGUCCUGAAGACCUUAUCUCCUGUGCGGACUGUGGACGCUCAGGCCACCCGUCCUGUCUGCAGUUCACAGUGAACAUGACGGCAGCGGUGAGGACUUAUCGCUGGCAGUGCAUCGAGUGCAAGUCCUGCAGUCUGUGUGGCACCUCUGAGAACGACGACCAGCUGUUGUUCUGUGAUGACUGUGACAGAGGCUACCACAUGUACUGCCUGAGCCCUCCCAUGUCUGAACCACCCGAGGGGAGCUGGAGCUGUCAUCUGUGUCUGAGACAGCUGAAGGAGAAGGCCUCAGCCUACAUCACCCUCACUUAA